CCUUCCUCUCGUUUAUCGUCCUCGUUCUCCCUUGUUCUUCAUUAUAAAAUUUCCUCCCUCCAAUAAUCAUAGAAUAAAAAGAAGAUAAACACCGAGGUAAGCGUAAAGAGGAACGAAGGAGGGAGAAGGAGGGGCAGGCAGGUGAGAGAGCAAGGCGGGAAGACUGACCCAAGCUGCCGUCGCCAAGGGCACGCCGAUAAGGACUCGCGGUCGCGACUCUAUAUAUUGACCGUCACUCCGUCCCGUCUGCCACACUCCUGCGACACACGGACGGACGCAUUAUAGACAAUCCUCCUGACAUACAGGAGGAUUCAGAUAUAUCAGAAAUUAAAUAGCUAUAAAAGUAACAUUAGAUACAAACUAAAAUUAUCAAAUACAUACUUCAGUAUCAAAAACCAAAUCAGAAAAAAAAUAUACAACCGUAAACUACCCACUGGGUCAUUUUACAUACAAGCACUGCCCACUGACCUUGAAUAACCGCAAAUCUUUCGAAGUGUGCCAUGGAGCACUUACCUUGGCCUCCUCCCACAAGUGGCACUGAUGCAGAAAAUUGAAAUCGGGUUCAACUUACCCUGUGCCGUUAUUUGAGAAUGAUUUGAUGAUUGAGGCGCCGAGUAGAGAACCCUCCGCCGCUGCGUCUCUGCCCAUCCCCGCCGCCGCGAGCGCCGCCCAGCUGUCGCCGCCAUGUCCUCCUCGUGCGUCCCCCCCAAGAACUGCGUCGUCCACGACCCCGACCCCGGCAGCCACGACAACGACGACGCCCGCAGCGAGUGCGGCUCCCUCUGCACGUGCACGUCGAGCAGCAUGACCUCCAUCGCCACCUCCGUCAGCAGAGAUCCGCGAGGGUCCUCGGUGUCCCUCGCCAGCCCGGCCGUGUCCUCGGCGCCCAACGGCACCCCGGCGUCCCCGCAGGCCCAGGAGACCAGCGACAACCCCUUCAUCGUAGUGUUCGUCCCCUCGCAGAUGCUCUCGGGGCGCCGCGGCUGCGGCACCUGCGGGACCUGCUACGGGGAAGCGGCGAUGAUGACGGCGCUGCGGGUGAUCCUCCGGACGGCGUGUGAGUUCUGCCCGUGGGUGGCCGGCUUCGUGGUCAUCUACUACACCUUCUACUGGUGGGGCCUCGGCUCUGGCUUCUCCGCCUUCCUCCUCAUGAUGGGGACGCACGCGCUCAUCCGCUUCGCCAGAGCUCGAAGCACCUCCAAGUGCUUGUUCAAGUGCUCUCGCCGGGGCAACGCCGACGCCCCCAACGCGGAGGAGGAGGGGAACGGGGAGGAAGGAAGCGGCCAGGAGGAGCAGACAGAAGAGACAGAGAGACCCCCAGACAUCGCUUUGGAGGAACCACCGUCUUACGAAGCAGCAGUGGUGAAACCACCGCCUUAUGACUUGUACCACCACCUCACGCCGACUCAGCCCCGCAGCGCACUGCAAGCACCACCAAUCACGGAGAAAAAACUGCAAAAGUCACAGUUCCUGGGAUUGCCCAAUUUGCAACAGCCCCCCAGUGUCACCGAUGACGAAGACGACGAUGUCUUUCUGCCAUCUUACCAGGAAGCCGUCAGACUCUCCUUCAAAAGUGAAAAAAAGUCUGAGGGUUAGGAUUCGCCCUUGGAAAGGAGCCCCACGAAACUGGUGGUACAUCAUCAAGCGUGGAGUCGACGCACCGGCUCGGCGCUCGUGGGAGAGGCAGAGAAGGGAACGCCUCCGCAGAGAUACGUCGUCACAGGCAUGCCUGCCGAGUUCCUUCGUGGUUCUACUCGUCUUCUACAGGCCGUCGAAGGGCGUCGUGACGACAGGCCUUUAUAGGCUAAGUCUCAGCGAGCCUUACUAGCAAGGGGGAGUCCGUCUCCACUGUAAACAGUGAAUAAUUAUAGUACUGAACGCUUAAGAAAGAAAUCAGGGACGCAGAUGGAAGUUUGGCUAAUACGGUAGUGGAGUAACUGUAACAUUAAUACCAUUAGCCCAGCGAUCUUAACCACCCUAUUUCGUCUCACACUCUUGGAGACCAACUUGAGCUCGGGUGUCUUCCGAGGUGUAAGUCACAAAUACACCGGAUAAGCUCAUUCCAGGAGCAUUUAUCCGGGUAUUAAAGGCACUCCGAUAUAACUCAUCCAACACACCUAAACGGACUAAAUACCUUUGUUAUAGUUAAACGUGACAAAGAGUAAGGUAGUAUGUUCUAGGUCGUUGGUCGAAGGGGGAUUUACAAUUAGUCAAUAUAAUUACGGUAAAAUCAUAUGGGUGUCGUUAAUCCAGUAGAUUAUUAGAUAUUUAUUUAUAACUAUUUCUCAUUUUUCUCGUUCUCGCUCACUGUCUCUAAUCUUCACAUGCGUGUCUUCUCACCAGAAGGCAUAUAUUCACAUGCCAUUCUUCGUUGUUCAUUUCGCGAGUCAUGGAGGGCAUUGUCCAAUAUCAUGUUCUCUUUUUUUAUCGAGUCACUAUUAAUUAUGUCUUGGUGUGUUUUCUAGAUAUUUUUUACAUCAUGAAAUAUAUUUAUUGGACUUAAAUACAAAUACAAAAGGCCAGUAUAUAAGAACCUUUUCUGCCGUUUGUGGCGAAGAAAUACGUUCUUCCAUUUGUACCGAAACGUUGAAUAAAUCUUGUUUAGGUA
Messenger RNA from Penaeus indicus, 2608 nucleotides. RefSeq lists its product as uncharacterized. Bases 685 to 1596 code for a protein of 303 amino acids. The record is from RefSeq and is a predicted model, not a curated record. The transcript is spliced from 4 exons. NCBI's taxonomy places the organism in Eukaryota, Metazoa, Arthropoda, Malacostraca, Decapoda, Penaeidae.